AUGGGGCUCCUUUGGGCGGGGGCUGCCCGUCUGUCCUCGCAGCUGCCCCUGCCCCCUCCUCAGCCCCAGAGGCCCUCUCAUCGUCCAGGGAAGGGGGGACCCCGGGGCCCAGAUGAGUCGGGACCUGCUCCGGGGCUUCCUGGGGCACCACCAGCUCAGGAGAGGGAGCCCGGGGAGCGAGGGCCGGGGGCCGGGCCGCAGAGGCUCCCCCAGCAGCUGGCUCCCUUCGGGCAGCACUCGGCCCUGGGCGGCUCCCGGCCCCUCUCUGCCCUCGCCCGCCCUGGCCAACAUUCCUGCCCUCGCCAGCCGAGUUCCAACGCGCUCGCUUUGUCCAAGAAGCUCUGCCGGGGCCGGCUCGGAGGGGGGGCGGGGGUGGGGCCAUCUGCCUUUGGCUCCGUGGCCCCUCACCCCUCAGCCUCUCACCCCUUGGCCCCCCUGGCCCCUCCCCCUGAGCCUCCCAUCCUCAGCCCUCGUGGCCCCUCAGCCCCUCACCCCUGGGCCCCUGCGGCCCCUCAGCCCCUGGGCCCCCCGCGGCCCCUCAGCCCCCAUGGCCUUCUCACCCCUUGGCCCCCAAAGAUUAUUUCUAGGCUCUUCCCCCGACAAACCCGUAACCCUAAAGGCAGAAGCUGCCCUUUCAGCGCUGAGGCUGAGGAGCCCCGAGUGCAGGGUGAGCCUUGA
Messenger RNA from Antechinus flavipes (yellow-footed antechinus), 678 nucleotides. RefSeq names its product basic salivary proline-rich protein 1-like. Bases 1 to 678 code for a protein of 225 amino acids. The record is from RefSeq and is a predicted model, not a curated record. Lineage: Eukaryota; Metazoa; Chordata; Mammalia; Dasyuromorphia; Dasyuridae. The transcript has a single exon.